Molecule: messenger RNA, 3212 nt
Organism: Rhinichthys klamathensis goyatoka
Lineage: Eukaryota; Metazoa; Chordata; Actinopteri; Cypriniformes; Leuciscidae
Gene: tapt1a
Product: transmembrane anterior posterior transformation 1a
Exons: 15
Coding region: 1-1770 (589 amino acids)
Biological process (GO): maintenance of protein localization in endoplasmic reticulum; positive regulation of cilium assembly
Cellular component (GO): endoplasmic reticulum membrane; ciliary basal body
Source: RefSeq, a predicted model, not a curated record
AUGGCGGAUUCGCUGGGUAUCGGGACGUCAGACGAAAAAGAUUCUGAAAAUGACGAUCACGAAAGGGUCAAAUGUUCCUGGGGUGCUGCAGCGAUAUCGAGGAAGACAAACGUAUCUGGGUCGGCAGCGAAAAUGACGGAAACUCUCGGAUUUUACGAGAAACCCGCCGUUAAAGACGAGCAGCACGAGCACUCAGACCUGGAUGACUCUGACGAGCCGUCUCUGUUGAGGUUCAUGUGUGCCGAGCUGACCAGGGGCUACUUCCUGGAGCACAACGAGGCCAAGUACACGGAGCGGAGGGAAAGGGUGUACACCUGCAUGAGGAUCCCCAGAGAGCUGGAGAGGUUGAUGAUCUUCGGGGUCUGCCUGUGUCUGGAUGCCUUUCUGUACGUGUUCACUCUGCUGCCCCUGAGAACUCUACUGGCCUUCCUGAGGGUGUUAACGAUACCCUGCUGCGGCCUUGGCGCUAACGUUUGCCCUUAUUGCAGACGGAGCAGUGGCUCUCGGUUCCUGCAGCCGGCUCAGGUGUGUGACCUGCUGAAAGGUUUAAUCAUGGUGCUCUGUUACUCCAUGAUGCACUAUGUCGACUAUGCUAUGAUGUACCACCUGAUCCGUGGCCAGUCGGUCAUCAAACUCUACAUCAUCUACAACAUGCUGGAGGUGGCAGACCGUCUAUUCUCUUCUUUUGGGCAAGACAUUCUGGACGCUCUCUACUGGACGGCCACUGAGCCAAAGUCACGGAAGAGAGCCCACAUUGGAGUCAUCCCUCAUUUUUUCAUGGCUGUCUUCUAUGUCUUUCUGCAUGCCAUCCUCAUCAUGGUCCAGGCCUCUACUUUAAAUGUGGCCUUCAACUCACAUAAUAAAUCUCUGCUCACAAUUAUGAUGUCUAACAACUUUGUGGAAAUCAAGGGAAGUGUGUUUAAGAAGUUUGAGAAGAACAACCUCUUUCAGAUGUCUAACAGCGAUAUCAAGGAACGGUUCACCAAUUACGUAUUGCUCCUCAUCGUGUGCCUGAGAAACAUGGAGCAGUUUUCAUGGAACUCAGAUCACCUCUGGGUUCUGCUUCCUGAUGUCUUCAUGGUCAUCAUGUCUGAGAUUGCGGUUGACAUCGUCAAGCAUGCCUUCAUCACAAAAUUCAAUGACAUCACAGCUGAUGUCUACAGUGAAUAUAAAGCCAGCUUGGCCUUUGAACUUGUCAGCAGUCGACAACAAAAUGCCUACACAGACUACAGCGAUUCAGUGGCGAGAAGGAUGGGCUUCAUUCCUUUGCCUCUUGCUGUACUGUUGAUUCGGGUGGUGAUGAGCUCAGUCAAGAUCCAGGGCGCUCUCUCGUCUGUCUGUCUGCUCCUCUUUUAUCUUGGAUUGAUAACACUGAAAGUGUUGAAUAGUAUAAUUAUUCUGGGAAAGUCCUGUCGAUAUGUGAAAGAAGCUAACAUGGAGGGUAAGCUGUUUGAAAGACCGACUGCUCAGACCUCAAAGCAAACUCCCAAGAAAGCCAACCCUGCCAAAUCUCCCCCACCCUCAGCUGAACCUGAGGUUCAGCAGCCCUCCACCUCCAUCACCAAACAGCCGACCCCCAGGGCGAAGCCUUUUCCCCCGGCUCCACCCCCUGUAACUGUGGUGACCAGUGAUCCGCCACCAGAUUCUCCCCCUAAACCAGAGGAGAGCAGCAGCGAGACACAACAAUCUACUGAACUUAAACACAGAACCACAAAUAAAGAUCUGUUGGAGAUCGACCGCUUCACAAUAUGCGGCAACCGAAUCGGGUGAACUUUAACCCCAUCACCACAGUAACAGCUCAGGAACUAAGUUGAGGAGACUCAGGAGUAUAAGUCUGACAUAAUUGCGAGGGGCUUUCGAGUGAGUUCUUCAAAGGUUGCUACUAUUUAUCUCUAACUGAAAAAUGAGUCUGCUUCUAUUCCUGUGGAAUAUCUACUAAAGGAAUCAGAUCGAGUGCGUAAAGCAUUUCAAAUCAAAACCAAGAAUCUGUUCACCCUCGGCAGGCUGGCAUAUCACGUGGAAUAGAAUCUAGUAAAUGUUGCUCUAGGAUAUGUUUGUCUCGAUUUUUAUCCGAGACAGAACACAUUGAACAAUAAAUGAGGCAUGAACGUCUUACAAACUAGACUCUUCCCACUCAAAAUUGGUCUGAGUAGAAACUAAAAAACAUGAAUUACAAAAUUAUUUAUUUUUGAACACUUAAACUAUUUACUAAUUCCCAUCUGAUUCAAAUGAAUAGAUACAUUUCUACAUAUUGACACUUUUGGCUUAGAAUAUUAUGCUAAACAGAUUUGCCAAUAAUGCUGCCAUUAGAUUUGUUCAGUCUGCCAAAGAUUUGUUUUUAGAAGUUGUAAAGGUGUUAUUUGGUUAGAUACAUUACUGUGUUUUUUCAUUGUCUAUUUAAAAGAAAGGGAAGGUUUGUCUAGCCUAACGCCAGGCUGCUUGAUAAUUUAGCUCUGUAUAAUAUACAAGGUGCCAGCCCAGCAGACUUAACUUUGCACUGAUUUGCCAUAUUGUCUUAAGCGGUACAGAGUAUUUUUGUUUUGUUUAUGAGUAUAAUAUUGACCUGUUUACACCAGCUAUGAAAGAGCAAAUAAUUGUUUCAUAUGAAGUGUAACAUAGGAGUGUUUUUUUGAAUGCACAUUGUGUUUUGAAAUUCAACUCAUCUGUGACCAAUCACAUAGUGGGAGACUAUAUUGUUUGAUAUAAUUAUUUUGUUGUUUUAAAUGUAAGUAAAUUAUUAUAGAGUAAUUAAUAGUUCAAUAACAUGUUUAUACUAUUUUAUAAUGUUGCGUAGAAGUUGAUUUAGCAAUGAGAAAAGUUGAAUGUCAAUCUAAGUCCGUGCAGCCUGUCUAGAAUUUACCUCCAGUAUAGAGUCAUGUGGUGCAGACGUGCCCAAAGCCAAGUGACUUGAAUGGAUAUUCCGUCAUUCUCUUUUGACUGAAACUGUUUUUUAAUAACUUAAUAGAAGUGUUCCUGCUAUGUUUUGAAAUGUGCGUCAUUUUCAUUUCAGUAUGUUGUAUUUUGUUCCGUUAUCAUUGUAAAAAUUGGAAGACGAAUUUCGAAAAGAUUCUGAACAGGGUUGCACAGGUUGUUGUCCUUAUUGUUUUUCAAAUGUACCAUAAUGCUAAAAAGUGGUUUCAUACGUAAAGGGUGACGACUCAAAUUUUUAUGUAAUGCCAUUUUUGGGAUGGCAAAUAAAAGUUGUUUUGCAA